ACUUUGUCCAGUCUCUUUGUCCUCCAACCAUGGGUACAGCGGUUUAGGGGGGCGCCGGGCACGCAAGAGACCCAGAGGGGUGCCAUCAGAAGACCACAUCCAAACAGGAAGACAUUUUCAGCAACAUCAGUGUGACCGACUGGUUUUAAAGAGAUAACCAGUCAAAUCUAGGAAAACGAUUAUCUUUUUUUUUCUUUAUAUUUCAUUAAUCAUCAUUUUUGCUCUCCUUUACAUUUCCCAUGGUGCUGCUGCACUGAUCUGGAAUAAUAAGAAUCAUUUUUGGGGAACAAUUUCAGAAGCCAAGUGGAAGAAUUUGGAUUAUCCUCUGAAGUCAACUCAAGGUUCUACCUGCUUAUCCUCUCCUCCUGGGACAACUUAGAUGAGCUUAUAACUCCCUGAACAACGAGGCCUGCACCGUUCCAGCUGCGCAGUUCACACGACACUGACGUCACCUGCUUCUUGGGGCAUGGCGCUGCUGAAGAUGAAGUUCAACCAGCAGAGGCGGGUGCGUCUGGCCCAGGGCCUUUGGCUGCUGUCCUGGCUGGCAGUGACGUGCGGGGCCUUCAUCUUCUGUCUGGGGGUCUACCUCAAGACCGAGCUGCUCCGUAGGGACGAGGUGAUGGAGAACACAGAGAUCCACGUGGUGCCCAACAUCCUGAUCAUGGUGGGCCUGGCCUCCAUCGGCACCAACUGGAUCGCCAGCCGGGUGUGUCAGGACUCCAUGGACGCCAGCCGCUUCCCCCGCUGGAAGGUUCUCUUGCUGGCCUGGUUCGUCGUGGCGGCCUUGCUGUGCUGCCUGCUCCUCGCGGUGGUGGUGCUCAGCUACGCCCUGCAGGGACGCCUGGAGGAGUCCCUGAAGGUGGGUCUCAGAAACGGGAUCCGGUUCUACAAGGACACAGACGUCCCGGGCCGCUGUUUUCAAAAAGAAACCAUCGAUCGCCUGCAGAUGGAGUUUCGCUGCUGUGGAAACAACAACUUCAAGGACUGGUUUGAGGUCCAGUGGGUCAGCAACAGAUAUCUGGAUUUCACCUCUCAGGAAGUCAAAGAUCGUGUCCGGAGCAACGUGGACAACCGCUACCUGCUGGACGGCGUCCCAUUCAGCUGCUGUAACCCCGCCUCCCCCCGCCCCUGCCUGCAGUACCACCUGACGGACAGCCGAGCCCACUACAACUACGAGUACCAGUCUGAGGAGCUGAACCUGUACGGCCGCGGCUGCAGGCAGGCGUUGACUGACUACUACAUGGGCCUGAUGAACUCAACCGGGCCCGGCGUGCUGUCGGUCAUCUUGAUUCAGAUGUCGGUGCUGCUGAGCAUGCGGUACCUGCAGACGGCUGUGGAGGGAGCCAUGGCUCUGGAGAACCCAGAGGAGGAAAGCGAGGGCUACCUGCUGGAGAAGGGAGUGAAGGAAACCUACCAGGAUGUCCGAGCCAAGGUUCUCAACUUGGUCAAGUUCGUGCAGGUUGAUCCCGCCGACGAAGGGGCCUCGGGGGCCGCAGAGGGGGAGAAAACCGCUGACGCCAACACGGAGAAGGCCGCCACCUCGCCUCCAGCCAGCUAGAAGAGAAGAGAGGAAAAAAAAUACAAAAUGUGAUGAGGAGGAAAGGAUGCAGGGGGUUCUGUGUGUCUGAUACUUCUGUUUAUUUUUGGUUGUGUGACUCGGGGCGGUCGCAGGUACACAGUAGGCUUUAUUCACGAUGAAGCAGCUGCUGUCCCCCCACCUCUGAACAUGACCACAAACAGAGCAACGUGAAAAAUAAAAAUAUUUGAACAUCUCCUCUGCGCAGGACUCCAUCUGAAUCUGCUUAGGAGGUGUGUAGUUUCCUGUUUGUCUAGAAGAGCACAUCCAGUUUAAACACACAAAAACAAGUUCUGGCUCCAGUUAUAUUCAACGUGAUUCUAAUGUUGAUCCCAUGAGCACCGAGUUAUUCACCUGUCAGCUGUAGAGUUUCUGCUAAACUGCUAUGAAAUGCUUAGGAACCUGAUUUAAAUGGUAUGUGAAUUAUUUUAUUAAAGGUAGAAGUUUUUAACUGC
Messenger RNA from Austrofundulus limnaeus, 2031 nucleotides. It is a transcript of the gene rom1b, whose product is annotated as retinal outer segment membrane protein 1b. Gene Ontology annotation, biological process: visual perception. Gene Ontology annotation, cellular component: plasma membrane. Bases 467 to 1558 code for a protein of 363 amino acids. The transcript has 6 exons. The record is from RefSeq and is a predicted model, not a curated record. NCBI's taxonomy places the organism in Eukaryota, Metazoa, Chordata, Actinopteri, Cyprinodontiformes, Rivulidae.